CAGAGUGUUCCCACAGUGGAGGAGAGCUGAACCAAAGUCACUCCACUGCCUGCUGUCGAGGAUAUCACAUCACAAACUGCAAACAUGGUUGAGAAAUUUGUUGGGACGUGGAAGAUGAUUUCCAGCGAGAACUUUGACGACUACAUGAAAGCAAUUGGUGUAGGAUUUGCAACCCGGCAGGUGGGAAAUCGGACCAAGCCCAACUUGAUAGUGACCGUGGACGAUCAAGGGAAUGUAUGCCUGAAGUCUCAGAGCACCUUCAAAACUACUGAAAUUAAGUUCAAGCUCAACGAGCCAUUCGAAGAGACGACCGCAGACGAUAGGAAGACCACGACCGUGGUGACCCUGGAGAACGGCAAACUUGUGCAGAAACAGAGCUGGGAUGGCAAAGAGACGAAUAUCGAGAGGGAGGUCACAGAUGGAAAAUUGAUAGCGAAAUGCAUAAUGGGAGACGUGAUCGCCGUGAGGACGUACGUAAAGGAGGCGUGAUGUGGUCCCUUCAGCCCACCCGUUGGAUGCAUUGCUGGAUGACAGGCUCAGUUCAAUGAGCGUAAUACUAAAACUAAAGUAAAGGCGUGUUCUGCUCUUCCUACUCUUUACCUUCACUGUGUUGCCAAAAUCAAAUUUCUGUGCUUCUGUUCUCCAACAUGACACAUUUGGUUUCAUUUGGAAUUGUUGUGAUUGAUUUGAAUAAAAAUGAAUGAAAAUUUGUUGAAAUUA
Centropristis striata (black sea bass) is the source of this 720-nucleotide messenger RNA. It is a transcript of the gene fabp4a, whose product is annotated as fatty acid binding protein 4a. The record is from RefSeq and is a predicted model, not a curated record. Lineage: Eukaryota; Metazoa; Chordata; Actinopteri; Perciformes; Serranidae. Gene Ontology annotation, biological process: fatty acid transport. Gene Ontology annotation, molecular function: fatty acid binding. Gene Ontology annotation, cellular component: nucleus; cytosol. Bases 85 to 489 code for a protein of 134 amino acids. The transcript is spliced from 4 exons.